AUGGAGGACGCAGCACGACAGGGGUGUCCCGGUCCUAAUCCCAGAGGCCCACUCUCAUACCUUGCAAGCCGCCGCGGUGGUGACAUCAAGCCUACUAAAAUCCGGAACUCUCUGGUAUUGGCGGACACCACGUGUACUAAAGCUCCCAACCAAGACACUGCUGAUACCAUCACUAGACUGGAUCUCCUCUUCGCAAGGUUCUGGAGCAUGCUGAGCGAGCAGAUACAUUCAUCUGCACACCAAGUGCUGACAAGCAGUUCCAAUAGGCGUCCGUCACCCAGCACCAUGAGGAUGAGAGCGACAGCAAUCCCUGCAAGAGCCAGGAUCAAACUGAGGAAGAAAGCAUCCAAACAUGCCUGGGCCCAAAGGCUCUACACCCGGGACUAUGCGCAACAAAAAGCAAUCAACCACAGCUUACACUACCUCAAGGCUUAA
Messenger RNA from Pelobates cultripes (western spadefoot toad), 435 nucleotides. Lineage: Eukaryota; Metazoa; Chordata; Amphibia; Anura; Pelobatidae. The record is from the annotation of a GenBank genome assembly.